AUGGAGACAAAAUAUCUUGCGAACCCAGUUGUGGCAUAUAACUUGUACUCGUUCUUUGUAAAAACACAUCAGCUUGCAAGUUUGGAUGUGGGAGACCAACGCGUGGAUCUAUCCUUGAUGGAAACAAAAUAUCUAGCAAAUCCAAUUGUGGCAUGCCCUCUUGUGCAGCCAUUCGUCGAAGUGUAUUAUCUUGCACAUUUGGAAGUGGGAAACCAACUAGCGGAUUUAUCCUUAAUGGAGAUCCAUCUGAUAUUUGCCCAAAUGCUGUAA
This is a messenger RNA of Strongylus vulgaris, 270 nucleotides long. The record is from the annotation of a GenBank genome assembly. Lineage: Eukaryota; Metazoa; Nematoda; Chromadorea; Rhabditida; Strongylidae.